This is a messenger RNA of Raphanus sativus (radish), 1213 nucleotides long. RefSeq names its product F-box protein At4g00755-like. The coding region runs from base 151 to 1101 and encodes 316 amino acids. Gene Ontology annotation, molecular function: protein binding. The transcript has 5 exons. NCBI's taxonomy places the organism in Eukaryota, Viridiplantae, Streptophyta, Magnoliopsida, Brassicales, Brassicaceae. The record is from RefSeq and is a predicted model, not a curated record.
AACUAACCAUAGGGUCACCGCCGUCGCUCUUAUAUCGAUAAGAAACAACAAGGGUAAACUUUUUCAUCCGUUGUUUCUGCGCUCCUACUCGAGUGAACCGAGAACCCUUCGUCUCUUCUUUGUAGGGCGAACUCAGUUUAGUCGAACAAGAUGGAUUUCCUAAACAAGCUCGACACGGACACGUCUCUAUCAAUUUUUUGUCGUCUAAACGACCCAUCAGAUGUUGUCCGUGCCAGUGCUGUCUCACGCUCCUGGCGAGACCUCGUGAUCAGAUACGGUCUCUCCAAGAACCUAUGCUUCAAGCUCUUCCAUCAGCUAACUUGCGUGGAUCGUGUUAAUGACGAGUCCUCAGGGUGGUCAAAGCUACUAGAAAGAGAGCACAGGGCUUUUGCUUUACUGGCUAAAGGCUGCACGUCUUCUCCUAUCACAAGCUGUAUCGCUGAUGCCAUCGUAGCAUCUAGCACUGAUAACUUCCCAGAAGAGUGCAUCUUGAACACACUCGAUGAAAGAGAUCGAAUUGGUGCCACACCUUCGUAUUGGUCCAGUUCAGGACAACACAAGACUUCAGUGCCCGAAACACUUGUUUAUAAGCUCAAGGGUGAUUUAUGUGUCGUUACUGAGUUCAGCAUUCACCCUUUCCAAGCUUAUUUUCAGAGUGGUUCUCCGAUUUACUCUUCGCAUUAUGUACGUUUCCGGUUGGGUCAUCUUGAUAACAAGUCACAGGAGAAAAACAACUAUGUAUGGACUUACACUUCACAACAGUUUGCAAUGGCUCAGGAAAAUCGACUGCAGAACUUUAAGCUUCCAGAACCAGUUGUUUGCAUUGGUGGGUAUAUGCUAAUCGAGUUUCUAGGCCGAGUUCAGACACAAGAACUGGAUGGACUAUACUACAUAUGUGUGUCGCAUGUCAAAGUGAUGGGAAGAUCACUAGCAAAAUCGUUUAGGUUGGUGGAUGCGAACGACAAGUCAGGAAAGGUUGGGUUGAAGGUGGUGAGUUACUGUGAUCCCAGAGAAAUGGGUGAAGAAGAGGUGGGGCAAAGGCCGUUUAGGCAGAUGGUGAGGAACCACCUUGACAAGCUCUUGUAUUUCAGACGACGAUGAGAUUUAGAGUCUGAAUAAUCACUAUGAGGAUACUGAAUCGAGUGGGUUUUAUUAUUUUAUUCUCUUUUUCUUUUAUGGAUGAUGAUCUCUCUCACGAAAGAAAGUUUGUUCA